ACAAAACAUUUGAACAAACAUUUUCUCCGCCGCGAAGCAAUUCAACUUCAUUUCUCGCGGUGCAUGUUGCUUGGGAAUUUUGAGGUACUAGUCCUAAUAUCAAACCUGUCUUUUUCACCUACACCACCGAGGUGAACUCACACCACGUUCUCACCUAACCACCACAUUCCUCACCCACCACCCUUUGACAUGAAGCUCCCCAGAGCCGCUCUGCGGCAAUGUUCCCGACACUUGCGCCCUCAAAAUAACAGGCCUCUCCAACCACGUCUCCAAUCCGCCAAGUCCAUCAUCCCCGCAUCAUCCUCACUCUCAACACCAUGGCAUCCAUCCCGGACCUACGCAACGACGACAACGACCGUCUCAGCCGCCGACCUCGAAUUCGGCCAACCCGUCUACGAAACGCACCCCCACAUGCUGCAACCGGGUGAACUAACCCCCGGCAUCACGGCGCAAGAGUACCACGAACGUCGCUCCAAGCUGGCCUUCGCCUUGCCCGAAAACGGCAUCGCCAUCCUCGCCUCUUCGGAGCUCAAAUACCGCUCCGGCGCCGUCUUCUUCCCCUUCCGACAAGACUCCAAUUUCCUGUAUCUCACCGGCUUCUCCGAGCCCGACUCGCUGGCCAUCAUCCAAAAGACGGGUCCCAAACCAGGCGACUACGUCUUCCACCUCUUCUGCCGGCCCAAGGACCCUCGCGCCGAGCAAUGGUCCGGCCCUUGGUCCGGUCUGCAAGCAGCGGAGGAUGUCUUCAACGCCGAUUUCACGGGGGACAUCGCCAAGGUUGAGACUUUGUUGCCCCCCAUCCUGCGCGGCGCGAGCAAAGUUUACAGCGACAUCACGCCCUCCACUCCCGUCACGGGCUCCCUCAUCACCACCCUCCUCUCGCAUUUACACCUGCCCCCUGCUCCCCUAGCCGGCCUCGUCCACUCCCUUCGAGCCAUCAAAUCCCCCGCCGAAAUCUCCAACAUGCGACACGCCGGCCGCGUCUCCGGGCGAGCCAUCACAUCCGCCAUGCGCCGCUCCUGGUCUUCAGAAAAAGACCUGGAAUCCUACCUCAACUACGCCUUCACCUCGCACGGGCUUUCGGGACCCGCAUACGUCCCCGUCGUCGCGGGCGGCGCAAGAGGCAACAUGAUCCAUUACGUGCACAACACCCGCUUGCUUAAACAAGACGAGAUGGUCCUGGUCGACGCAGGCGGCGAGUACGGGACUUAUAUCACGGACAUCACGCGCACGUGGCCCGUCAACGGCAAGUUCAGUCCCGCGCAGCGGGACCUUUACGAAGCCGUUUUGACGGUGCAGCGAUCCAUGGUCUCCCUCUGUCGCGAAAACGUUUCCCUCUCACUGGACCAGAUCCACCGCGCCACCGAAGCCGGGCUGCGCGAACAGUUGACACUCCUCGGGUUCGACCUCUCAGGAGGAGGCAAGAUGGAUGUGUUAUUCCCCCACCACGUCGGCCAUUACGUCGGGCUGGAUGUGCAUGACACGCCCGGUUACUCGCGGGGUUUGACGCUGAGGCAAGGGCACGUGGUGACGAUUGAGCCGGGGGUGUAUGUACCCGUGGACGAUGAGCGGUUUCCGGAGCAUUUCAGGGGACUGGCGGUGCGGAUUGAGGAUAGUGUGGUGGUGGAUGUGGAGAGCCCGUUGAUUUUGACGACGGAGGCGGUUAAGGAGGUGGUGGAUAUUGAGGCUUUGAGGGAGUGAGUUGAGUUCAGUUUACGAACGGUUAUUGAUAAGGGGGGGGGGUGGUUAUAUGUGUUGUAUAUUGUGUAUAUCGCGUACUUAUUGUAUUGUAUGUGAAUACCCACCCACCCACUCUGGAAGAAACUAUGGCCGAAUUGAACGGUGAUUGUCCGUCCGUCCAGACGUUAUUCUGUUGUCUACUUCGGUCAUACUCGGUCGGGGGCUUUGGUGUGUGU
Neurospora tetraspora is the source of this 1916-nucleotide messenger RNA. Its product is annotated as peptidase M24, structural domain-containing protein. The transcript has 2 exons. Lineage: Eukaryota; Fungi; Ascomycota; Sordariomycetes; Sordariales; Sordariaceae. Gene Ontology annotation, molecular function: metalloaminopeptidase activity; manganese ion binding. Gene Ontology annotation, biological process: proteolysis. Bases 190 to 1701 code for a protein of 503 amino acids. Gene Ontology annotation, cellular component: mitochondrion. The record is from RefSeq and is a predicted model, not a curated record.